AGGAGAACUUAGUACUUAGCAUUGUUUCACAGUAGAGCUACAGAAAUUCUAGGUGUCUUUGCGUAAUUCACUUUAAAUAUUUAUAGAGCCAUGAAUGUGGUUCAAUCCUAUUGUGGACUAGGUGUACUGUAGUAGCCUGAUUGAGUAAUCACAAGAAGUCGAUUGUUACACUCCCUAAUUACAUGCUACCUAUCUUUUUUAACCUUAUAUCACUCCAUCACAGUACAACACAGAGGUUACAACAAGGGACUUGCUAACUACUUAAAAAGAGGACAUGGGAAAUAUAGCACUACCAGGAUUUUUAAAAUGCUGUGGGAAAAAGUCAACAAAAACAAAUGAUAACACAAGUGUGAACAGCACAAAUGAAAAUCCAGAACGAGAGUUUUGGUCUAGCAAAACAGAUUACUUGUUGUCUUUAGUGGGGUACGCUGUAGGGCUUGGAAAUGUCUGGAGAUUUCCAUAUCUAGCGUACAAACAUGGUGGAGGUGCCUUCCUGAUCCCUUAUGUAAUAAUGCUGGCUCUGGCAGGUUUACCAUUAUUAUUUUUAGAGUGUUCCCUAGGCCAGUUUGCCAGCCUCGGCCCCAUUGAAAUAUGGAGAAUUGCUCCCUUAUUCCAAGGUGUUGGAUAUACUAUGGUGAUUAUAUCAACCCUUGUAUCUAUAUAUUACAAUGUUAUCAUUGCUUACAGCUUAUUUUAUUUAUUCUCUUCAUUUCGAAGCUAUCUGCCAUGGGGUGAUUGCUAUGAAUGGGCAGAUAGUAGGUGUCAAGGCACCAUAAAUGGUUUCUGCAACGUCACUUUGGACAAUGCUACAAUAACAAUGAACAUGUCUUCAGUACAUGAACAAAAUCUGACUUGUAUUUCAGACAACACAACAGAGCUCCCAAGCAAACAAUACUGGGAUAAAGUAGCUUUGAAGCGAUCAAGCGGUAUAGAUGAAACAGGUCAAGUGGUUUGGCACUUAGCAUUAUGUCUGCUACUGGCAUGGAUUAUAACUGCUGCUGCGCUCUUCAAAGGAAUAAAAUCCUCUGGAAAGGUGGUAUAUUUCACAGCCUUGUUUCCAUACGUAGUCCUCAUCAUACUUCUUAUUAGAGGAGUCACACUGGAGGGAGCAAUGGAUGGCAUUGAAUACUUUAUUGGACAACAAUCUGAUAUUUCAAAGCUUUCCAAUGGAGAAGUGUGGAGAGAUGCCGCUACCCAACUAUUUUAUUCUCUUAGUACAGCUUGGGGAGGAUUGAUUGCUCUUUCAUCCUAUAACAAAUUCCAAAACAACUGUUACUGGGACUCCAUAGUGGUUUCCGUUAUAAACUGCCUGACCAGCAUCCUUGCAGGAUUUGCCAUCUUCUCCAUCCUUGGUCACAUGGCCCUAGUGUCAGGCAAGAAGGUUCCUGAUGUUGUGGAUGAAGGAUUCGGACUUGCAUUCAUUGCUUACCCUGAUGCAUUGGCCAGGCUUCCAGUAUCUCCCCUCUGGUCUAUUUUGUUCUUCUGUAUGCUCCUGGCAUUGGGGCUUGACUCUCAGUUUGCACUAAUUGAAACUCUUACAACAACAAUACAAGAUGUUUUCCCUAAAGUAAUGAAAAAAAUAAGGAUUCCUUUGACAGCUGCGAUAUGUGCUGUGUUAUUCUUACUGGGGCUCCCGUGUGUUACACAGGCAGGAAUAUAUUGGGUAAACCUCAUUGACUCAUUUUGCGGUGGAUGGGCUCUUCUAUUUGCUGCUGUUUUGGAGCUGGUGGCUGUGAUCUGGAUAUAUGGCCUUUCUGUUCUUCAGUGCAUUCUGUUAGUUCGUUCUGACCAGCCAACCUGUCAUGAAUCAGAUGUGAUCAGAACUGUGUGGACUGCACAAGUGAACCAGACGUAUAUAGGUGGGAAUAGAGUUAUCCUGGAUAUAGAGAUGAUGAUUGGGAAAAAGCACUGGAUAUUCUGGUUGUGGUGGAGAGUAUGCUGGUAUUUUGUAUCCCCGGUAUUACUAGCAGCCAUUUUAAUCUGGUCUUUGGUCACAUACGAAACUACAACAUAUGGUGGUGUAGUUUACCCACAAUGGGCAAUUAUAUUAGGAUUUUUAAUUGUCGUCUUCUGCCUUAUAUGGAUUCCCAUAAUCGCUAUUGUGAAGGUCAUUCAAGCCAAAGGGAAUAUUUUUCAGCGUAUUGCAAGUUGUUGUAGACCAGAUGAAAACUGGGGACCUGCCCUGGUGAAGAAUCGUGGGGAGAGGUACAAAGAUAUGAAGGAUGGCACAGUCAAGGAGGAGGACAAAGGAGUGGAAAUUCCCGACAUUAAAGGAUUUGAUAAUGUUUCAUUUCAGAGAGACUAAGACUGAGACACAAAGGCCAGAUUCACAGAUAUCUGCGGCGGCGUAACGUAUCCCCUUUACGUUACACCGCCGCAAGUUUUCAGCGCAA
This is a messenger RNA of Rana temporaria (common frog), 2393 nucleotides long. RefSeq names its product sodium- and chloride-dependent neutral and basic amino acid transporter B(0+)-like. The record is from RefSeq and is a predicted model, not a curated record. Gene Ontology annotation, molecular function: L-proline transmembrane transporter activity. The transcript has 15 exons. Gene Ontology annotation, biological process: sodium ion transmembrane transport. Lineage: Eukaryota; Metazoa; Chordata; Amphibia; Anura; Ranidae. The coding region runs from base 275 to 2305 and encodes 676 amino acids. Gene Ontology annotation, cellular component: membrane.